AUGGGGACUGUUGCAAGCAGGAUUGAUGAUUCAGGCUCCCUGUUCUUUAAAGACCAGAAUAAAUUUGGGAUUGCGAGCAUAACUGUGGUCAACUCACAAAAUCGGGUUCUACUGCAACUCUCACCAAAUGCCUUGCCAGCAGCACGCUACAUAGCCACUCGUGAUGUGGGUGAUGACAGCCCUAUUGAAUAUGUCCAGGAUCCCGACCCUCCUCAGUCCACCGCGAGCCCUUCCUUCCUCCUUCGAUUAACCAACGACGAUGAGCUGUAUUUCAAGUUUACCUUUAUCGUGCGACAAACACAAUCGGGCCAUGUCGUCAACUCCACUGUGAACGGAGUAGCGACAUCUUUGCCUGAGACGACAGACACCUCUCUUACCGGCCUGACCUUUGCGCAUGCGUCCAAUAUCAAAGAGCUGGACAAUCUCAUCACGAGGGAAUUCCACGCGAACCCCAACCUGCAGAACAACUCGAAUGUGCAGCUUGUGGGCGAUUAUACGACGAACGGAAGCCCCUCGGUUCAGUUUGACUGGACUUGGAAGUGGAAGCCACCCAAGGCAGUUGAAGAUAAAGGUGGUGGCUGGCGCAACAGUUGCAGCUUUCUCGACUAUGACCAGAGAACCAACCGCCUGAACACACUGGCAAACCUCACAUUUUGGGUUCAGAAUACAUCGCGGCCUGGCUCCAGCCCGCUGUUAGCUUCGCCACCGACUUUGGAUCUCGGCGUUCCUGCCCGCAACCGCAUCCCGUCGUCUCAAUCUUUCCUAUCACAUUUAAGCGAUACAGAAGGGCCCUUUGGAGUGCCAGGGCGCCCAGUGAGUCCCGGGGAAACAGUGAUUCCGAGUGCGAAUCCAAAUGUAGCGACCACAACUCCGGCAGUUGGCAUCCCGGUUCCAAUUAAAGUCGACCUGCCUUCGCGUCCAGGCGAUGAUAUGAGCGCCGUAGAAGAUGGCCCCCUCUUUCGUGCUACGAUAAAGGCCCUUGAGCAGAAAACAGGCAACAUGCGUACGAAAAUCAAGAAGGUUCUCAAGAAAGCAGAGGCGGCUAAUGUAGCUCAAAUUGCAUGUAAUGAUGCCGUGAAUGCAUUUAUUUCAGCCCUAGACGAUGCUUCAACAUCCAAUGCCAACGCAAUCCAGCCAGCCAUGGAGCAUUAUUUUGAAAAUAUUGCACGAGAGAUUCUUGUCUAUGAGCAGGUUAACACGCUUCAGCUUCAGAAACUGGUCAUUGAGCCGUUGUCUAGGCUGUAUCAAAAUGAUAUCAAACAGGCGGAGUCUAAGAAAAAGGACUUUGAUGAGGAGAGCAGGGACUAUUAUGCCUACGUUGGUCGGUAUUUAGGACAACGUCAGGACUCUCUUAAAGAAAAAAAGCGUGCUGAGAGCGAUUCUAAGUACCAAUCAAAACGGCGGAAUUUUGAGUUGAAGCGAUUUGACUACUCGUCUUUUAUGCAAGAUCUUCACGGUGGCCGAAAGGAACAAGAAGUUCUCUCUCAUCUCACAAAAUAUGCAGAGACACAAGCGAAGAACUUCUUGUCUACCGCAAGAAAGGUGGAGAACAUGCUUCCGCAAUUUGAGGCUCUGGUACGGGAAGUAGACCAGGCUGAUAAAGAAUUUCAAUUCCAACGUACCGAGAGAGAAGAGAAACGCAGGGCCCUGGAGAAAAGCACCAAAACCUAUGUGGAGCCAGAAAAUGUGAAUACACCAGCGGCGAUUGGUGCUUCGAAUCAGGGGCACAACUCCGAAUCAGAACUCAAUAGGGCAGACAGCACAGGCUCACAGCUUAGAAGCGUGCAUAGCAAUACCUCAUCGAUCUCCUCGCAAACAAAUCAAGCCCCUGGUUCAACCAACUUGACGAGCUCCCUGUCCAAUGCAAGUUCAACUAGUGGAACGAAUCGCUUCAAAGGAAUUCGCGAUCUUGAAGAACGAGAGAGCUUGAUGGUAACUGGUUCUGAUAAAUUAGCAGGUCCCCAAAGAAAGGAGGGCUUGCUUUGGGCUCUGUCACGGCCGGGCUCGCAUAUUGAUCCCAAAGGUAUCAACAAACAAGCAUGGCACAAGUUUUGGAUCGUGCUAGAUCAAGGCAAACUUUCUGAAUAUAGCAACUGGAAGCAACGAUUGGAUCUACACAUAGAACCCAUAGAUCUCCGCAUGGCCUCUGUUCGGGAAGCUAGAAAUGCGGAAAGGCGUUUCUGUUUUGAGGUCAUUACUCCCCAUUACAAGCGGAUCUACCAGGCGACUUCAGAAGAAGACAUGAGUAAUUGGAUCACGGCCAUCAACAAUGCUUUGCAGAGUGCGGUGGAAGGCCGCAGUCCGCCGCCGUCCAUGCCGCCGCCACCAACACAUAGCGAGAGCGGUUCCCUUCGGCGUGACAUUGGGUCGAUUCUGACUGGUAAAAGUUCUUCUUAUUCUGGACAGCAUUCUACACCUUCAGCCUCAUCAACAAACGUGAACAGUGUCAACCGACGGACUACUGUAGGCGCACGGCCAAGCUACAUGCGCGGUGAAAGUCAUAGCUACGAGGAAAAUCCGGCCAAACUACUGCAAACAAUACGGGAUGCCGACCAAGGGAACAGGUGGUGCGCCGACUGCGAGUCUACACUCAAGGUUGAAUGGGUUUCGAUCAAUCUCGGAAUUGUUUUAUGCAUUGAAUGUAGCGGCAUUCACCGUUCCUUGGGAACUCAUAUUUCGAAGAUUCGAUCGUUGACAUUAGACGUCAAUUCGUUUUCAAAUGACAUCGUAGAGAUACUGCUGCAGAUUGGAAAUCGAGUCAGUAAUAUGGUCUGGGAAGCGACCCUGGAUCCAUCUCAAAAGCCACAACCGCAAUCAUCCCGUGAACAGCGAUUGAAAUUCAUUACUGCUAAGUACAGCGAGCACGCGUUUGUGCAGCCAUUAACUGCAGGGCGGUCACAUUACACGACGCCAAACGAGACGUUAUUGGCAUCGAUCAAGAAAAACGAUAUCCAAGGGGUUCUUUAUGGGAUAGCAUUGCGAGCCAGUGUCAAUGUCACGGAUCGAUCACGAAACACGCACGCCGUCUUUCUAGCCCUCGCUGCCGCGGAUCCAGCUACUCCGGGGUCUACCUCAGCAGGAUUCUCCGCCAAACAAGCACCUCCAAAAGCGAUUCCUUUCCCAAUUGCCGAGCUUCUUGUGCAGAACGGCGCCGAAAUUCCACAACAACCAGCACCCAUAAUUCUAUCUCCAGCGGCACAACUAUACAUUCACCAACGCACCGCGGUCCUAUCCAGUUCCUUCCCAUCAUCAACGUCAACUGCUGCCACCUCUACCACCUCCAACACUCCUGGUGGAAAGUCAAUUUCCGAUACACUCACUUCACUUCCUCUUAUACGCGGUGGUUCCGGGUCAGAAACGCAUUCCGCAGCUCAUGCACUCGCUCCGUUGGACAGUAGGGAGCGAGAGAAAUUACAGAAAAGGGGCAGUGCUGGCGCGAGGUUUGCAGGCAAAGUUGCAUCUCUAGGAGUUGACAAUAAGUAA
Molecule: messenger RNA, 3483 nt
Organism: Talaromyces atroroseus
Lineage: Eukaryota; Fungi; Ascomycota; Eurotiomycetes; Eurotiales; Trichocomaceae
Exons: 4
Coding region: 1-3483 (1160 amino acids)
Biological process (GO): intra-Golgi vesicle-mediated transport
Cellular component (GO): endosome; trans-Golgi network; cytoplasm
Molecular function (GO): protein binding; GTPase activator activity
Source: RefSeq, a predicted model, not a curated record